AUGCAUUCCUCUCCAGCCCAGGCACAGCUACAGACUUUGUUAGGCUAUCGGUCGACAAACGAGCUAGAUCCCGUCCUGCCGUCGAGACAGCCUCAACCGUACCCCAUUGCAUACUACGCUACAUCCGUCGAGCUUCGAGCCUCACGCAUGAAACGCCUCUCGGUCAUCUCAACCAUCCUCCAACCCGAGCCUAUCACUCAAGCGCUGGGAAACUUUGAUAUAUCUCCCGGCAACACCCCCAUGCUGUGUUUGGAAGUACUCACGUCAAACUUACACCUCUUAUAA
This is a messenger RNA of Fusarium venenatum, 285 nucleotides long. NCBI's taxonomy places the organism in Eukaryota, Fungi, Ascomycota, Sordariomycetes, Hypocreales, Nectriaceae. The record is from RefSeq and is a predicted model, not a curated record.